Molecule: messenger RNA, 1514 nt
Organism: Tribolium madens (black flour beetle)
Lineage: Eukaryota; Metazoa; Arthropoda; Insecta; Coleoptera; Tenebrionidae
Exons: 3
Coding region: 130-1455 (441 amino acids)
Source: RefSeq, a predicted model, not a curated record
UUAAAUGACGUUUGAUUAAUAUUUUUGUCCCAGAAACCAGCAAAAAACAGUAAGAAAUGACAUAAAAUCGGUUCUGGGACACAGUUAGUGUUUUAAUUCCUUUCCAGUCGUCAAUAUUUGGACUUUUAGAUGGCUAAGGAACAGACUAAUAUAAAAUGUUGCAUCCCCUGUUGCAGGGAUGUAAAUCAAUUAAGACACGUGGCUUAUUAUGCAGUAAGGCCCCAAUGGCUGAAUACAAUAUUGACUUAUUUAAACUCCAUCCAAAAAAAUACAAAUAUAAUGCGACUGCGGUCUGAGUUUAUUUGUAGCCGCCAUUAUAAUUUGUCCGGGAUUAGGGAUUAUUCAGACAGGAGUAUAGUCUACUUCCCCUUUUUGCGAAUUUCGGUUAAUAGAGUCCGCGAGAGGUUGGCUGCGGUUAAAAAAGUCCGCAAUAUUUGUGAUGAAUGGAAAGUAUACACGAGUGACGAACUUGUAGUGGCCCGAGAGGAGGUUUAUCCCAUUUCUCCCGUCAAACCACUCUGUAUUAAAGAGAAAAAAAUAAAUCCGCCGAAAUUCAAACCGGAUUGUUAUGACCACAAUUACGCCCUUACUCUCGAUUACGUCGAGUAUCUCAAAGACAGCCACGAAAAGCUGUUGCAAGAAAACCAGGAAUUUAGGAAACGCCACAUUGAGACGCUGACAGACCACAACGAAGAGAUCAAGCGUCUCAAGGCCAUCAAUCACGACCUCCUUUCCAAGCUGUUCCGCAGCCCGCCUAAAACCGGCUCUAGUUUAAAAAGCAUUCUCGAGAACGAGGAUUCCCUCAAAUUCUACACGGGGUUCCCCAGUCGGGACUCUUUCUUCAAAUUCCUGGACCAAGUCCGGACGACGUAUCUCUCGUCGGAUUUUCGUCACCAAUUCAACAUGGACGAACAGGUCAUAUUAGUGCUCACUCGGCUGCGCCUCGGCUUGCAACUCCAGGAUUUGGCACACAGAUGUAACAUUUCUCUCAUACAAGUUCAUAAAAUUUGCUCGUUUUGGUUCAAACUUCUGGUGGAUUUGUUCCCGGGGAAGCCGGGGGCGAAUAACCGGGUGAUUAUUCAAUGUUUCGAGACUUUUUUUGAAGCGGAGGGAGGGAAAAAAUUGUAUGGGAGAACUAAGGCUUUGAUUGAGAUUUCGCCAGAUGGAUACAUCGAGAAUUUAUCGAAUUUGUUUGCAACACAUGUUAGCGAUAAAGACAUUAUCGAAACGUGUCAAAAGAGCAAAAUUUGUAAUUGCGAAGCCUUGAAUAAGGCCAAGGCUGCGCGAAUUGAUCUCCAAGUACACAUCCAACGCAUUGUGGGAUGUCUUAAAGGUUUUCAAAUCUUGAAAGGGACUUUCCCGACAAUGAUUUGUAGUUUAGAACAGUUGAAUAAGUACUGGAGGAUUUGUUGUUUUCUAGUUAACUAUUUAGAUCCACCCGAAAUUGUGGUGUAAAGUAAUACAUUUGUUACAGAUAUUUUUUAUUUGAAAAAAAAUUGUUAUUACAAAGUUAA